Leopardus geoffroyi (Geoffroy's cat) is the source of this 11317-nucleotide messenger RNA. It is a transcript of the gene RC3H1, whose product is annotated as ring finger and CCCH-type domains 1. The record is from RefSeq and is a predicted model, not a curated record. NCBI's taxonomy places the organism in Eukaryota, Metazoa, Chordata, Mammalia, Carnivora, Felidae. The coding region runs from base 489 to 3887 and encodes 1132 amino acids. The transcript has 20 exons. Gene Ontology annotation, molecular function: metal ion binding.
CCGGGGCGGGCCGGAGCCCGAGGAAGAGGAAGGGGACGAGGACAACGAGCGACGGGGAGGAGGAGGAGGAGGAGGAGGAAGGGGAGGCCGACCAACAAGAUGGCCCCUGCUGCAGGAGCAGCCUCAGCAGCAGCAGGUGGGAGGCCGGAGGCGGCGCUGGCGGUGGCGGCGGCGGCCGUGGCCCGGCGGCCUGGGACAGAGUCAGAGUCGACGGUGGCGGCGGCGGCGGCGUUGGCUGCCGCGGCGGUGGCGACGGCCGCGGGGACUCGGAGCUGAGAGGAGCUGCUGCUCGGACCAGCGCGGUUAUAUUUCACACUAUGUGCUGACUGUAUCUACAGAAGAUAUUUAAAAAAAAAAAAACUUUUUUCAAAGAUUUUGAUUCCAGUGGAAUCUUUGCUUUAGAUUAUUGUGUGUGUGUGUGUGUGUGUGUGUGUGUGUGUGUGUGUGUGUGUUUGUGUGUGUGUUAGUGAAUUGUAACUCCAGUAACAAUGCCUGUACAAGCUCCACAGUGGACGGAUUUCCUCUCCUGCCCAAUUUGCACUCAGACUUUCGAUGAAACAAUUCGAAAGCCCAUCAGUUUGGGUUGUGGCCAUACUGUCUGCAAGAUGUGCCUGAAUAAACUCCACCGCAAGGCUUGCCCAUUUGACCAGACCACUAUCAAUACAGACAUUGAGCUCCUCCCCGUGAACUCAGCAUUGCUGCAGCUAGUGGGUGCUCAGGUCCCUGAGCAGCAGCCCAUUACUCUGUGUAGUGGGGUUGAAGAUACAAAGCAUUAUGAGGAAGCCAAGAAAUGUGUAGAAGAAUUAGCAUUGUACCUGAAACCACUCAGCAGUGCUAGAGGAGUGGGUCUGAAUAGCACUACUCAGAGUGUUCUGAGUCGCCCAAUGCAGAGGAAGCUGGUGACUCUGGUCCACUGCCAACUUGUGGAAGAGGAAGGCAGGAUUCGUGCUAUGAGAGCAGCUCGAUCUUUAGGUGAACGAACAGUUACAGAGCUCAUUCUUCAACACCAAAAUCCUCAGCAACUGUCCUCCAAUCUCUGGGCAGCAGUCAGAGCUAGGGGCUGCCAGUUCCUUGGACCAGCAAUGCAGGAGGAAGCUCUAAAGCUGGUUCUCUUGGCCUUGGAAGAUGGUUCUGCUUUGUCAAGAAAAGUAUUGGUUCUCUUUGUGGUGCAAAGGUUGGAGCCACGGUUUCCUCAAGCCUCUAAAACUAGCAUUGGGCAUGUUGUCCAGCUCCUUUAUAGAGCCUCCUGCUUCAAGGUCACCAAACGUGAUGAAGACUCUUCUUUGAUGCAGCUGAAGGAAGAAUUUAGAACCUAUGAAGCUCUGCGGCGAGAACACGACUCUCAGAUAGUGCAGAUUGCCAUGGAAGCAGGCUUACGGAUUGCACCAGACCAAUGGUCCUCAUUGCUUUAUGGAGACCAGUCUCACAAGUCUCAUAUGCAGUCAAUCAUUGACAAGUUGCAGACCCCAGCGUCUUUUGCACAAAGUGUUCAGGAACUAACAAUUGCUCUCCAGCGAACUGGAGAUCCAGCAAACUUGAACCGACUAAGACCCCAUUUGGAGCUACUGGCAAACAUUGACCCUAGUCCAGAUGCUCCUCCUCCCACUUGGGAACAGCUAGAAAAUGGGCUGGUGGCUGUGCGUACGGUGGUCCAUGGUCUGGUAGACUAUAUCCAGAACCAUAGCAAAAAGGGAGCAGACCAACAGCAGCCUCCACAGCACAGCAAAUAUAAAACAUACAUGUGUCGAGAUAUGAAGCAGAGGGGAGGAUGCCCGCGUGGGGCCAGCUGUACAUUUGCACACUCACAGGAGGAACUGGAGAAGUUUCGUAAAAUGAACAAACGCCUGGUUCCCAGAAGACCCCUGAGUGCCUCUUUGGGUCAACUUAAUGAGGUGGGCCUGCCCUCAGCAGCUGUCCUUCCAGAUGAAGGUGCAGUGGAUCUGCCUAACAGAAAAACCCCCGCUCUGCCAAAUGGAAUUGUAUCAGCAGGGAAUACGGUAACACAGCUGAUUCCACGAGGGACAGACCCCACCUACGAUUCUAGUCUGAAACCAGGAAAGAUAGAUCAUCUGAGCAGUAGUGCCCCUGGAUCCCCUCCUGACUUGCUGGAAUCUGUCCCUAAGAGUAUUUCUGCCUUACCUGUGAAUCCACAUCCUGUACCUCCAAGGGGGCCAACAGACUUGCCUCCCAUGCCUGUCACCAAACCCCUUCAGAUGGUCCCACGGGGUUCUCAGUUAUAUCCAGCGCAACAGGCAGAUGUUUAUUAUCAGGAUCCUCGAGGAGCUGCCCCACCAUUUGAACCAGCACCUUAUCAGCAGGGUAUGUACUACACUCCACCACCACAGUGUAUGUCCCGCUUUGUCAGACCGCCACCAUCUGCUCCUGAACCUGGUCCUCCCUACUUGGAUCACUAUCCACCCUAUCUCCAGGAUCGUGUAGUAAACUCUCAGUAUGGCACACAGCCACAACAGUACCCACCUAUGUACCCACCACACUAUGAUGGCCGCCGAGUGUACCCUGCUCAGUCAUACACAAGAGAGGAGAUUUUCCGAGAAAGUCCUAUUCCCAUUGAGAUUCCACCUGCAGCAGUGCCAUCCUAUGUGCCAGAAUCCAGAGAAAGAUACCAACAGAUGGAGGGUUACUAUCCAGUGGCUCCCCAUCCAACUCAGAUCAGACCUUCGUACAUCAGAGAGCCUCCUUAUAGCCGGCUUCCUCCUCCUCCUCAGCCCCAUCCUAGUCUAGAUGAGCUACAUCGCAGACGAAAGGAAAUAAUGGCCCAGCUAGAGGAAAGGAAGGUUAUCUCUCCACCUCCUUUUGCACCUUCACCGACAUUACCUCCUGCCUUUCAUCAAGAGGAGUUUCUGGACGAAGACUUGAAAGUAGCUGGGAAAUACAAAGGAAAUGAUUAUAGCCAGUAUUCUCCCUGGUCAUGUGAUACCAUCGGCUCCUACAUUGGCACCAAAGAUGCAAAACCCAAAGAUGUUGUGGCAGCGGGGAGUGUGGAAAUGAUGAACGUGGAGAGUAAAGGAAUGAGAGACCAGCGACUGGAUCUUCAAAGAAGAGCAGCAGAAACCAGUGAUGAUGACCUUAUCCCUUUCGGAGACCGACCAACCGUUUCUCGGUUUGGUGCCAUCUCUCGAACCUCCAAAACAAUAUAUCAGGGUGCUGGUCCAAUGCAGGCUAUGGCACCUCAGGGAGCUCCCACAAAACCGAUGAACAUCUCAGAUUAUAGUCCAUAUGGAACCCACAGUGGCUGGGGAGGUUCUCCAUAUUCACCUCAUCAAAACAUACCUUCUCAGGGACACUUCAGUGAGAGGGACAGAAUGUCCAUGUCAGAAGUAGCCAGUCAUGGAAAACCCCUUCCAUCUGCUGAGCGGGAACAGCUACGACUAGAAUUGCAGCAACUAAACCAUCAAAUUAGUCAGCAGACCCAGCUACGUGGCUUAGAGGCUGUUAGUAACAGGCUGGUGUUGCAGAGGGAGGUAAACACCCUGGCAGGCCAGUCCCAGCCACCACCACCACCUCCAAAAUGGCCUGGAAUGAUUUCAAGUGAGCAGUUGAGCUUGGAACUGCACCAGGUGGAAAGGGAAAUCGGGAAGAGAACCCGGGAACUGAGUAUGGAGAACCAGUGUUCUCUGGACAUGAAAGGCAAAUUGAAUACAAGUAAGCAAGCAGAAAAUGGACAACCAGAACCACAAAGUAAGGUUCCAGCUGAGGACCUUACAUUGACAUUCAGUGAUGUACCAAAUGGAUCAGCUUUGACACAAGAGAAUAUCAGCCUCCUGUCAAACAAGACCAGCUCUCUGAACCUAUCAGAGGACCCUGAGGGAGGAGGUGACAACAAUGACUCCCAGAGAUCGGGAGUUACUCCCAGUUCUGCUCCCUAAAUGAUGAAGAAUCCUGCUUUUAUCUUCUGCUCCUGAUCAAUUUGUGGGGUAGGGUAGGGAGAACAGAUAACUUCUAAACAUUUUCUCUGAGAGUGGUCAGAGAAAUCCAGGAAAAGUACCGGAGGCAAUGUGCACAAACACCACUACUAAAAACAAACCCUGCACAUAGUUCACAUUAAUGCAUUUUUUAAUUUAAAAAAAAAGAAAAAGAAAAAGAAAAUUAGCAGUAUCUGCAAGCAAUUCAGAUUAAAUUUGUUUUUGUUCUGUGAAUGAACUUUAUUUUAAUAACUUUGGACGCCUUGGAUCCAGGGCUUAAAAAAAAAAGAAGAUAUUAUAUAUACACUCUGUUUGAUUAAUUGUAUGAUCUUAAUGAAGUAGGUUUUUCUUGUAUUUUGGUAUUAUUACAUACCCAGUGUAUAAUUCCUGACCCCCAAUCCUUUCCAGCUUUGACAACCCCAUAAAUUAAAACACACAGAAAGCACCGGCCUGUCUGAGAAUUCUGUGGUGCUUGAGAAACAAAAAGACAGUAGUAGACUACUUAUUAGAAAAUGUGCAGCAAACCAACUUUUCCAAGAGCCAUUACUUGAAAGUCAUAAUUUUCUUUCCCUUUCUGGUUACUAGCUUGAUGUGUGUUUUUUCAUAUGGCACUAAAACUUUUUGUUGUUCAGGAGGGUUUUGUUUCUAUUUCAACUUUCCAGAGAGAUAAUUACCAAUUAAUUUUUGAAGUCCUUUUCCACAUAAUGGAUCCUUGCAUUCUCUUAAUCAGAAAGCCAGGCCAGUGUUUUAGAAUGAUUAGAUUUAAAUGGAGAUUGUUUUAAGAAUGAACUGUAAUUUAUUAGUCCUGGGAGAUACAUGAUUGGUAUAUUACCUGUAUGGAGCUGCUGGUUAGAAAUUCGGACCUGUGCUUUUUCAAAUUUUAAACUUCUGCUCAAAUCCUAGAGUGUUAAAAACAAUAAUAUUAGGAAAAUCAAGCAUGUUUUAAAACUGCAACACUUGAACCGAAAAUGAACAGCCACAUUAUUUCAGUGGAUGUUUUUGUUUUGUUUUACUGUCAAAACCCAAAAGUGUAAAUAAAAUAAAAGUCCCUGGCUUUCAAAUAGAUUUGGCAAGGACAGACUGCCAGGAUCUUAAGGAUGGUUUAUGAAUUGACUAGCUGUUACUGUUCAGUAUCCUUAGCACCAGUAGGUAAUAAGUACCUAAAAGUCAGUUUUCAGAGAAAACUUUACAAUAGUGAUGAGAUUCUUUAUGAAAUUAUUUAGUUCUGCUGCACAUAUUCUGAUGCCAUGUGUCUAUACUGAACUAAAACCCUAUAAAACAUGUUUUGUGGGGAUUAUUUGAUACAGUCACCCUCCCCAUCCAUCCCUCUGUUUGCCUGAUUUUUAAAAAUUUCCCUUCUGGAUUAUACUACUAAAACAGAAAGCACUGGUUAUGUAAUAAGUUACUGCAUUGCUUUGGUUGGGUAAAAGCAAGAGUUUGUAUUUUUCUUGUUUCUUAUUUUCUUAACCCUUAACUCCUGCUGAGGUCAUAACAACCUCAGUGUAAGCUCUGUGUCCAUCAUACUGUUAACUGAAACAAAUGGGGGAGGGGGGGAGGGAAAUACAGUCCUGCCGUUGCCUACCAGUAGGAGAGUCCAAACAGAACACUCUUUUGAGUAGCAAUUAUUUAAUUUGCCCAGUCAAGGCACCGUGUUUAUAUACUAUUUCACAUUGAAUUUGAUUAUGCCCUACAGACCUGGCUGGUCAAGGAUUUGAUAUACACAUAUUGGCUUGGGAUUCGAGCUUUCUUUUUUAUUUAAAUAAAAAUUUAUAUAUAUUAUAUAUAUAUAUACAUAUAUACAUAGCUAUAUCUGUAUAUAUAUUGGGUAUGUUUUAAGGAUUUUUUCGCAUGAGCGCAGCUGUUGCGAUAAAAUGACUGAUUGGGAGGUAGAAGCACUGAAUGAAGAUGAGGCAUUUCUGCAUUUGAUAUCCAUAGUUUCCUUUAAAAAAAAAUACACUUGCUUUUUUUGCUUUUUUGUUUGUUUUCUCUUUUGCUUAAAACCCUCUUACACAUAAGUGCUUAUUUUUUGGGAGAAGGAGAGAAACUGUGUGUGUCUGACAGAGUCCCAAGAUUUUUCAUUUCUUUGUAUAACCAUAAAAGGCAACAUUCUUGGCCUCCAACCUUCUGUAGGCAGAUUUGGGCAGGUUGUAUUUCUCCUUUGGACCUGUUAGAUAAUUCCUAAGUUUUAGAAGCAGUUGGUUUAUUUGGAACUCAGUGAGUCUGGCACUGGAAGGGAAUUUAUGAGUAUUGAUUUUGUUGAGGUUCAGAAUAAAAGUAAAAGUCCAUUUUGGGUAUCCAUUGAAACAUUUUAUAACCCAACUUCUGUUCUUGUUUUUAUAUCCUUCAGAUAUACUCCUUGCUUUCACCAUUUUCAUUUUGUAAGCUAGGCAGGAAUAGGCAUUAACUUAUAUAGUAUUCCUGUUCUGAAUAAAACCUGAAAAGCCACUGUUUUCAGUUGACUCAAAAUCAUCUCUUUCACUUUUUAAGGUAAUUUCAUUGGGGCGGUGGGGGGCUUUGGGGGCCAGGGCAGAUCCCUUAAAUUGUAGCCUUAAUUCUAGCUGCACCUCAGGAAGGGCCCUGCACACUCUGGAGGAAAUCUGGUUGGGUAGAAAGGCAGAAGAAUGAUCCCCUGCCCCAUUGUGCCUAUGACUUACCUGUUUUAAAUUGGUCAUUCUGCCUUAUCUCAUGGAAAUUCUUAAAACUUUCCUGGUGUUCACAAACAGUUUUAGGAAUUAAAUAAAACCUCCAAAGUUUAGAUUUUUCUUUCAUUUCCUUUUCUCUGUGAAACACUUUGUGAUAAUGAUGAGCCUGUAAGGGUAUGUGGCCUAUUUGGGCAAAACUGCUGGACUCUUUAACUGCUUUUUUGUCAAAACCUGCGAAAGGCACUGAUUUUUUUUGGCUUAUUUUAAAAUGUCGGCCUUUAGAGAGAGUAAAGAGAUUAAAUGAGUCAGAUAGGAAAUACAGUUUUUAUGCUUUCUACUUAUUAAAAUAUUAAUUUCUUCUGGAAAUGACUUUUAUUUGCUUUUCACUGAAUUCAGAAGCAAGACUCUGACAUCUCAGACGAACAUGAGCAAUUCUGAAAAGGUUAAGGUAGGAGUAUAAUAAGCAUUGUGUUCACUCUUGUUUAGGUUACAAAACUAGGAUCUUAAUUUUUUUAAAACCAGGAUCUUAUUAUAGCUAGGAAUAUAAAAGUACUUUGACUUAUUUUUUUUCAAGGUAUCUCUGGAAAAGCGUAGAACUAAGAAUAAGAUAUCUACAUGCAGUUUCCUAACUUAUAUGUAGUUAUUUUGCCUUACUUAUAGAUAUUGUCACAAGAUAAGUCCAAUAGCCGCCCUGUCUUGGGUAAUUUACAGAAGCUGAAGUGACCAAAGAUCCAUUCUUUGUUACUUUUGUAAUCAAAAGAACAGUUAAUUAUAGCAUAGGUUUCUAGUAAUAGUAUUCACAUAAUACACUAUUUCUAAUGCCAGCUACAAAUAUUCACCUACUCAGAAUGUAUACAAAAUUAUUUGGUAUGGCAUUAAUGUGGCUGAUUCCCUUCUCUCAUCUUAUUUCCCUUCCCUUCUCCUGGUCUUUCCCUUGUAUUUAUUCUUUUGCCUAAAAGACAUAGAAUUGAUAUGAUUCUCAUUUGCUACCAUGAAUAUGUAACUCCAUCAGAGUUUCCAUAGGUCUUUAGGGUUGGAGCUCAAGGGUUUUUUUUUCCUGGCCCUUUUCUAUCUUGCAAAUUCCCCCUUGACUUACCCACUGCCCUCCCCAAUCUGCAACAGUGACAGUUUGCUGCCUCAAAACAGAGCAUUCAAAUGAAUUCGCUUAGCCAAUAACUUCUGUGAAGUUGCCUUUUCUAAUGGUGUUAUUACUCAGUGAUGCACAAAUGUGGUAUUUGCCCUACUGGUAGGCAAACAAAGGUCUGGUUAAGAAUGGUAACCUGCUGUUUUCUUUAAAGGAGAGCCAAAGACUUGUGCUUUACUCUGUUUUGGUUUGGGGGGAUAUAGCCAUUUUGAUUGUGAAACCUUUUAGUAUUUGUGAGUUGAUUGUACUGUUAAGUAGAUUUAUCUAAGUUAACUGUUAAAGGUAGCUGGCCUUAUAAAAUGUAAAAGUAAUGAAAAUUCAUCAGUUUUUCUAAACCAGUGAAUGUCAUCUUUUACAAUAUUGUGUGUGAGCAGUCCCCCUGUUUUUUGAGUUUAUCUUGUCAUUGUAGCAUCUUGUGUGUUUUGGCUUUUCAGUUGUGUCUGAAGGACAAUCUGUAUCACUAUGGUCACGCUGUGGGACUGGGUAAAAAAAUUCAUGAGCAUGUGACUGGUGAGAAAUAAACUAUAGUCACUGCAUGUGAGAUUAUAUUCAGAUUUGGAGAAAAACAGAUUCUUUUCACUAAAAAGUAUUUGAUUGCUAUUAAAUCCAAGUGGUGAUAGAUAGGGAUCUUACCAUCUUUUUUCCACUUUCUUUCUGCUCAUUUUAAAGAAUUGAGUAAAGGUUUCAUAUGUAAAAUCUACCUGUAAAAAAGUACCUGUAAUGACCUAUAUUUUAUUAAAAAGAAAGACCUGGUUACGUUUUAAGAGAAAUUAAUAAUCUGCCUGGAAAUUAACUGCAGCCUUUACUUAGAUUUAUACCCUGAAAGAGCCUGAUUGUGUUUAUUUUUUAGUUGGUGAUACAUGGUUAUAGUGUUGCAAGAUGAUCUGUUCCCGGAAAAAUCAGCCUGUCCUUAAAAAUUUUAGCAACUAAACUAAAGCAAAUUUCCCUUCCGACAUUAGGGAGUGGACACAUAAGCAGUUUGCUGGUGUUAUCGCUUUACUUGUAUUGCUGUUCCUUCUUCAUACCGUUCUACCUUGGACAACUAUGACUUUUCUGUUUAUUUGUUGCUUCAGCUCAGCUUUAUGAAAUUUUCCUGCUGAAAUUACUUAUGGGGAGUUAUAGGUGAAUUGCAGUUAACAUAUUUUUUAAUUCUUAAUUCAACUUUUCUGAGCCAUUUGAAAAAGAAAGCUGUUUUUGGCAAGGUACUAUUAUAGUAAAUGCCAACUUAAGAUUUGGGUUUUAAGAUUUUAUUGCUUUGACUGCUAAAGAUGUUUUCAUAUAUAAAAGAUUCUAAUUUGAUAAGUAAUACUAGUUAUAAUGUUAAUAAAGAAUAGGACACUGCCACCACCAGGAAGAAGUUACACCUUUUAAUAAUAAAUGUGUUCCCAAUAGGUGGAUUUUCAAUACUGCACUGAACAAAGUAGGUAAAGAGUCCUUUGAAAUCCUAUUGUGGUAAAAGGACUAACCUCACCACUGGAAUCCUUGUUUUCAGAGCCUCCCAAUUUUCAGCCAAACACUGAAUUUCCUUUAAAUUUGUUUCCUGAACAAAACAUCCCUAGAGUAAUAACCUUUAUUUUCACAAGAAAAUAAGACACAAUAACCCAAGAGACAGAAGUUAAACCUCAAUAUAAUACUGUGCCCAAAAAUGUGUAUGUAGAAAAGUAAAAUCCUGUGGAGUUAGUCUAUUAUAUACUAGAUAAGGUGACUUAUUUUCUCGUAUUGAGGUCUCUCUGUUUCUGGUUGUUUCUGUUUUGUUUUGUUGUCUUUAACGCUUAGGCAGACAGAGCUCACAAGUCUUUGGCAUCCUCUUUAGCUUGUACGCUCAGAGUCAUCUUAUAACUGGAAACUGUCAGGCAGGCCCUGCUCCCACCCCAGCCACUGCAUAAAAGGGCCAAGGAAAGGAUGGGACGAACUAUUGGAUAAUUGGUUGCCUGCUUGUUGCUGGUCUUUGGUUUGGGGGGUUUUUUUGCCUGUUUUUUUUUAAAUCACCAUUUAUUAGUGUAAUCUCUCUUCAGUGAUUGGCUGCCAUUCUUACAAUAAUAUCUAAACAACUCUGUAAAAUAUUCCUCUAAUUUAAGGUAUUUUAAGCUUUUCUUUAUCAUUUUUACAUCCUCUGUUCACCUAAGGCACUGUCCUGAGAGCUAUAUUUUCCAGGUGUGUGGUUGCCUGCAUUUUCUUUAUCACCCCCUCCAGACCUCCCACACACACUCCCACCCCCUCAUCCUUUCUCCUCUUCUCACCUUCUGGAAAUGAAAGGAACUUGGGUGGCGGGGGAUUUUUUUUUUUUUUUUUUUUUUUUCAUUUUAUUCACUGAUCCAGGGGCUUCGUUGCUUACCUUAUGAUGAUGUGACUUUUUGGAACAAGAGCAAUGGAAAAAGUGAAUUAAGAUGAUGAACAAAAUCUUUUACCCACUUAAGCAUUUUCCAGUUGUGAGAUUCCUCUUUUUGUGUGCUCUCUUUCCCUUGUAACCCCUGCUACCCUUUUCCCCUAACUAUGGUCAAUUUGGUCUUUAGGCUCAUACCAGUCUCCCCGAGACAUUCUGCAGUCAUUAUCACCUUUUUGGGUGGAUUUUAUUUUGUUUUAUUUUGUUUUUGUUUGUUUUUUUUUUAAAUAACUUUGUAACAUUGAUGCAUAUUUGCUUGGGAUAGAGCUUGUGUAAUUUACCAAUCGUAUUGAUUGUAUGUGAUUGUGCCCUGCAGAGGUAUAUUUAACAAGACAAGAAUAAUCUAGAUUAAUAAAGGAGCCCAUGAGAUUUGAGUCAGGUUAUAAAUGACUAUGAAAUCACUUAGUUUUGGAUAGUGAGACUUUAUAUCUCCUGUUCGUAUAAGUCAGUGCUAGACAAAAUACCAUUUUUUAAAAGUUCUCUUGCAUUCCUGUUUUUUUCCUUGCCUCAGCUCCCUGUUUUUUCUUGCCCGCCUCCACCUACCUGUUCAGAAAUAAAAAUAUUGAGUCUUAAAGUGACAGCUGAUUUUUAAAUUGGUAACGUUUGUGAAAUUUAACUUUUUCCAAAUGUUUUCAACUUUUUUUUUAAGUGAAGAUAAGUGGGUUGGAAUUUCACAAGCUAUGAAUAAUCCUUUAGCGUCUAGCAAACUGUGAAAUCUUAUUUGAAGACUUUAUCUCUUGAAAGUUCUUUUGGAAUAGGAAAAAGAACCCUGUUUGAAAUGAACCAUUUUCUUCUCUUUUUAAUGUGUUUAUAUUUCCAGUUUUUAAAGAGCCUUCAAAACAAGUGAGGUGGAAAUCAAGAGUAGUAGGAAGAUGUUUAGGGCAGCAGAAAUUUGGGUCUGAACAAGUACAUGUUCAUUUGUUGGGUUUUUAAGAGGAUUAGGGCCAUCUUUUUCAAUUUUGUAUUAUUUGUGUGCAUGUUGUUUAUAUCAAAGAUGCCACAUUUUGUUAAAACGCUGUUUCCUUUCUUUAUAACCUUGGAAACUGACUCAGCCUCAUGUUGCUCCUGAGUAGUAUUAAAAGCUCCCAUGAGAUGCAGAUAAAAGGGUUAUUUUAACAAGUAGAAGGAGGUGAUUCACCUUUUGGUUUGUAAAUAUAUGAAAAUGUCUACAAGGUCUUUAUCUGCUUUCUGUCAGCAUUUAUAUUAAAUGAUAAAUUAAUGAGGA